CAUUCCCAUUUAUUGAGCUUGUGAACAUAUGGAAAAUAACUUGUAAAAUAGACUAAAUUUUGGGAAGAAUCAUUUGAUACUAGGUUUAUUAUCUAAUUUUUAUGUAAAAAAGAUUUAAAAUAAAGAUUCAUGAGAAUCGAAACGGGAACCAAGUGAACCAACUCGCCUGUCCAGGGUGUAAAUUAAUUUUAAGAGAUUUGUAGUUCUUUAUUAAAAAUGGAUAAUUAUAAGGGAUAUUUCAGAUGGGAAAGUGUUAAAUCAUACUUUACGGACCCAAGCCUCUUGACACUUGAAGUGUUAUUUAUUGUCUUGACUCUAAGUAAUGUUUAUGUGGUACAUACUCUGUUUGUUACUGUGCUCCCAGCUCCGUUAUUUGUUACGUGGUGGCAACUGGCUCAGGGGUUAUGGACUGCCUGGGUCCUUGGCGACUUUGGAGCUUCAUUCCCCAAACUGGCCUAUUUCCCCCCUGUAAACAUAGAUUCUAAGCUUUUGAAGGAAUUGUUCAUGCCGACAGUAUCGUACGUUGCAAUGUUAUCAUCAGCGAAUGUCCUCCUUUCAAAAGCUCCAAGCACUGCGGCAUUCCCGAUUCUGGCGUCUGGAGCAGUUGCAGCCCAUCAUGCAGCUCGUUUUGUUGCCUGCGGAGAAGAGUACAUGCCCCUGAGAUGGAAGGCAGUUGGCUUUCUGUUAUUGGCGUUUGUUCUGGGCGCUACAGAUUCGAAGGUUGCCCCAGGAAGCGUUGUUACCGUGGCCUGCCUUUACGCUCUUUUGGCUGCAGUUUUCAGAGCCGGAUGCAUGGAAAGGGCUCUACACGUCGUAAAUGGUAAGGGAAACGCGUUACACAACCAUCAGCACCUAAUUGGAGCUCUAUUACUCCCAUUAGCCAUAGUUUUUAGUGGAGAGUUCACAGUUUUGGUUCGGGAUUUACCAUUUGACCCCUUUGCUGCCAGGACUUGGCAAGUAUGGGGCUGUUUCUUCACGGUGGGAGCUCUCCCAUUUAUGAAAAAUGUAGUUUCAAACAGAUUAAUAAGACAAACUGGUCAGGCUCCUUGGAGAUGCCUUGAACUUGUAUCAGUUGCACUGUUGUUUGUCAUAGGCUCAGCCCAGCUUUCACCCUCAUGGCGCUCAGUGCUCGCAACUGUGUUUGUUCUUGCUGGAAGAUUUCUAGGAGCUCUUGACGUCGUAAAGAACAUGAGUCCAGACUCAGAACCAACUGAAAUGUAUAAUCAAGCCACAAAACCAUUCCUCGAGGAGGAACACUCUAGUACCCAUGAACUUGCAUAAAUAUACUUUAACAUCGUAACUUAUA
This is a messenger RNA of Theileria parva strain Muguga, 1306 nucleotides long. RefSeq names its product putative integral membrane protein. Bases 217 to 1281 code for a protein of 354 amino acids. Lineage: Eukaryota; Apicomplexa; Aconoidasida; Piroplasmida; Theileriidae. The record is from RefSeq and is a predicted model, not a curated record. The transcript is spliced from 2 exons.